Penaeus monodon (black tiger shrimp) is the source of this 5786-nucleotide messenger RNA. Its product is annotated as serine/arginine repetitive matrix protein 2-like. Gene Ontology annotation, molecular function: protein binding. Gene Ontology annotation, cellular component: cytoplasm. The record is from RefSeq and is a predicted model, not a curated record. Gene Ontology annotation, biological process: signal transduction; regulation of GTPase activity. NCBI's taxonomy places the organism in Eukaryota, Metazoa, Arthropoda, Malacostraca, Decapoda, Penaeidae.
UUGACGGAGGGAGGGAGGCCGCCCGAGCCGAGUCUCCGUCCUGUUUACAUGAGGAAAUUCGCUCUUCUGGACUGAGAAAUGAGCAUACAGGUGACAUGACAGAGGGCAGCAUGAAGGGGGUUGAGAAUGAGGAGUUUGUGGAGGCCAUGCAUGACUACUCUUACCAAUGGGAGGACCGCACCCUUUCUAUGACAAAGGGAGAAAUUUUCAUGCUCAUCAAACGUGCGUCUCCUGAUUGGUGGCAGGUAAUCAGACACGGAGAACAACGACCUUUCUUUGCACCAAAACAGUACCUCCAGCUAACCACAGUGUCAUACGAACAAAUGAAGCAGGUGUCCAGGCAAGGGCGUCUACAGCAGAAAUCAAAACCAGAAGAGUCUAGUGGUCAAAGUCAUGGUAUGCCACAGAUAUCAAAUGAUAACAUUCCUUCACCAACGUUUACUGAAAUACCCUCAUCCACAACUCCCAAUGCUAGUCAAAGUUAUAUGACAAAGAUAGAACCAAGUAGGGUAACAAAAGAGAGAAAUGAUCCAUAUCCAAGCAGACCAGGUGGUCUGUCCUCCUUCAAAAGUGAAUCCCCAAUUGUUCCUCCAAAAGGGCUACCACACAGGAGUGGCAGCAAUGAGUUACCAUCUCCUACAGCAUAUUCAAGAGGCUUUUCCCAGGGUGGGCAUGAGUCCUCUUCUUCUCACACCUCCAAGUCAAGCCUCAAUGAUAGUAGCAGAUGCAGCAUGGAGUCUCUCACGCAGCUCCAUGCAAGGAAGCAAGCAAUAAAGGCAGCUUCACAUGAUGAGCUUAUGUCUGGGGAAAGGAGUAGAUCUGUGCUUGAUGUGAGCCAGCCAAAGGCAGCUAGCAGCGAAGAGCUUGAUGGACGCUACUAUGGUAGGGAUUUUUUUUUCAAGAGCAAUCAGUUAAGUUACCGUCAUAGAUCUAACUCAGUAGAUUUCAGAUUAUUUCAAAAGGAUCUUGCAUUCAGUGAAAUGAAGCAAGGUUCUUUAGACAAAAGCAGAAAGCCAAGAAUAUCAAAAGACCCUGGGAACAGGAGGAGGUCGUGGGCUGUGGAAGAAAGAUUGCCGGAAAAUUUUCGGCCUUUCAAAAAAGCAGAGACCCAAGAUACUGCCAUUAUUCUGGAUGUGCCACCAAAACUUCCCCCAAAGCAGCGUAAACACAAACAUGAUAUAUUUGGCUCCAGUUCUGAAAAUCUGGGGAAACUUGAGGGACCAAUAGAUAUUAAGUUACAAGAGAUGAAGAAAGCAAAACCUGCUUUACCACUUACUGGUCCAAAUGUGAAAAGACUUGGUCAGGACUACGAUAGAAGCUUAAAAAGUUCUGAUACCUCGACUCUGUCUGAAAACCAAAGGAAAGCUUCCCUCCGUCGUCAAGAUGGGAUGGAUGCAAAAGACCCCCCAGUGGCCCUGCCAAGGAAGUUCAUUCCCGCACAAGUUUCAUCAACAGAAAGCAAGACAGAUGAGCAAGGGAGUAAACAAAACCUAAAGGCAGGAGCUACAAUGCCUAGUGCGAGUGAAUCUCCAGCCAAAGACAGUAUUAAUAAUAAGGUGAAAAGUGAUUUUAAUGAUCUAAUCUAUACAAGGGAACAAAGUGCACAGGAAGUGAGAAGUCAAGCUGUCUAUCCUAGUGAUUUAAGGGAAGGCAACACGUUUCGUCCUGACUCUGCUCAAAAGCCUGGGCGGGUUGAUUCGUUCAGGAAAGCCAGAGAGGCGCCCAGGUCUCCCAGUAGGGCUACUGGGACUCCUGAGAUGAACAGGAAAGUGUUUCUGUCUGUCACGCAUGCCAUCAGAAAGUCGUACAGUUUGGAAAGGGGGUCGCCAAAGCCAGAAUUUGGAAAAGAAGAGGAGAAGGAAAAUGAAGCACUGAGAAUACCUCCGAGGGAAGUUCACACCCCAGACUCGGCUAGGGGAGUGAAGGUGGCAAUGCAAAUGCCGCCGUCGCCACGAACGCCCCCGCAAAGAAUUGUCUUUGAUGACUGGGGGGAAUAUUUUGAUGAUAUUACCCGAAGGCCUUACUACUAUAACAGCAGAACACGUGAGAAGAGAUGGAAACCCCCGCGUAAAGGAAUUCACUCAGUUGCUAUUCCAGAGGUACCUCCGCAUGCCAGGCAAGAGAACCGGGGAGGGAGUCUUGGCAGGGGGCAGACUAGGAGCCCCCCUAUCGACUACCCUGCAUCCCCCAAACUCUCCCAGAAGCCAAGGUCUUACGCCACCUUACCUGAGAGCGGUAGUGGGGGAUACCACGGCUUUGGCCACAUGUCCUCCCUGAUUCACACCUCUUCAUCCAGCCUGCAUGGUCACCACCACCCUCUGGCAACAUCACACACGCUUCCCAUACCCUCCCAGUUGUCCAGGAACAUCCUCCCUCCCCUGGUCCCCCCCAGCAGUGCCAAACCCAUAUUGCCAUGCACCCCCACCACCCCCACCACCCCAGAUGUCCCAGAUGACCAGAAUGCUGCCUUGCUGGACACGCUAGACAAACUGAGCCCGCCCAAAGGCUGGAGCAAGAAGUACGACAGCUUAAUGCAGAGGGUUUAUUUCUGUAAUCAGGUCACAGGAGAGAGACCUAAAAGAUUUUCAUGGGUGACCGAGGUGGACAUACCCAGUCUGGAGGACAAAGAAUACAUUUGCAAAAGUUACCAGAGCACUAUGGACUUGUCGAAGCAACUCCAGUAUGAAGUCCAGUCUCCCAGUCCAGUGGAAAGGCAGAUCAGUUCAGCAGAAUUACAGUGUGAGGGAGUGGGAGUCCAGGAUGCAGAGAGGCAGAAUGCAGCAGAAAAUGCAAAGGAUGCAAAUCCAGCUGAACAGAGGAAAUUAUCUGAGAGAAGAGACCCACCGCGGAAACCGCCUCGGAAGUCAAAGCUCUCUGUGCAGCCAUCACAUAAGCUUCCAAGAGACCCAGAUGUCAUAGCCAUAUCCUCGCCAACCCUCCCAAACAGUCCAGCUCGUAUCAUUAUGACGCCACCGGACACACCCUCAGUAGCAGAAGCUGGGCUAAGAAUGUCAACAUUUGGUCACAAUUCCAGCUUUUCCAGACCACGUGGACAUACCAGGAGUAAGUCAGAGAGUGUGAAACUAGACAAACCACCUGUAAGGGAAACUAGUGACCAGUCAUUGAAAGCUGAAAAACUGAAUUCAAAGCAAGACAGGCGAUCAAAGUCAAUCACAAAUCCAUUACUGAUUCCAAGCUCAAUCCGACCAAAAACUCCAACCCCACCAAGAUCUCCUGUCGGAUAUGUAGAGAGGGACCAGCAAAUGCGCGAUAAGUCUACCAGUCAUCUGAAGCUGGAUAAUAUCAAAGAGGGAACAGGCAGAAGUAAAGAGGAACCGAAGAAGGCGCUUGAUUCUCCUCAGCCAGACUCCCUCCUCCUGCGUAAUGCAAACACAGGCAGGGGAAAGAAGUAUUUAGAGUUGGACUAUAACCAGCCAAAAAGAAAGAGUGAAGGAAAUUUGUUAGAUGGAAACAUUAGUCCAGUUGCGAAAGACCAGUACGACCAAAUUGUGAAAGAACUUGCUUCCAGCAUGUGUAGAGUGCGAUUAAAUGACAACAGUUGCAAAAGUAGAGAUAAUAUUUCUCAGAAUAUAGAUGCCAGUAGCAGCCAGCUAAGAGAAGAUGUGUCUUUAAAAGUUCAUGCGGUAGAGGAAGGAGAUAACAACAAACCUCAUUCAUGUUUUUCUGCAAAAUCUCAGGUAAGGAAGUCCAUGUUCAUAAGUCAUGAUGAAGAGGACUCCAUACUAGAGGAUAAGCCACUCACCAGUGAGAGUGGUGAGGCGAGUGCCCGUGCAUUUGGCACUGAUGACGACACCCCUGGCCAGGGUGCCAGGCGAUUCUUCCCGCCGUCCCCCCGUUGCUUAAGUCCAGAUAAUGGCUCUGGGACACAUUCUGACAGGGAGGAAUCCACAUUUAGUGAUGAUACAGAGGGAUCGACGUCUACCCUUCCUUGUCUGGGGAUUGGAAGUGAUCACUACAAGGAAUUGAAGAGAUCUCUUGACUCUGAGAAGUGGCUCGCAACUAACAAUGAUGAUGGGAAGAUUUAUUACUAUGAGGAGAAUGGCAGUAAGAGUCAGUGGAAACUACCUGAGCUUGAUUCCUUUGAUGAGUUUGAUAUAAGGGAUGGCCAACAGACUUCAACUCUUGAGAGCCAGAGGGUCUCCUUAGUUACUGAAAACUUGGCUGAGCUAAGUAAGAACAUUGUCAAAGAAGGAUUCAUGCAGAGAACGUUCAUUUUGAAAGAGGGAAAGAAGGUGCGCAAAAAUUGGACCUCCUCCUAUGCUCGUUACAUUGUCAGUUCUUUCAAUUCUGGAUCACAAGGACUGAUACACUUCUCUAAGACGAAGGAUGAUGACAAGAAAGCUGAAAUAUUUGAUUUUAUUCCACCAUGUUCCCUUGACCUUUCCAAUGACAAGAAAACAAGCAGGCAGCAAGUCAUUGCUUUACGCAAUGGCCAAGACACAGAAGUGCUACUUCAGUUUGAAGAUCGAGACAUUGAAAAUGAAUGGCUCAAAGUUCUGGUUGAUCAUGAUGGGAUGCAGCAGAAUAUGGCUUCAGUGGCAGAGAAGGAGGAGAAGAAAGGGAAGAAAGGCUCAGAGAAGAUGAAACGGGCAGCCAGUAUCGAACAACUCGCUCCAGACAGCAAGGGCAUCACUGAUAAGUUGCUGAAUUUCAUCAAAAGACGGCCCCUGAAGGAGACUCUGGAAAAGAAGGGGAUUUAUAAAGAGGCUGUUUUUGGUAGCACGCUGUCGGAGUUACACUUACAAGACAAGACCACGAUACCAAUAUUUGUCCUCCAGUGUAUCAAUCACAUAGAAAAGUCUGUUGAGAAUCUCCGUGCUGAUGGCCUGUAUAGGAUAUCUGGUAACGCUGCUCAGAUCCAGAAAAUUCGAUAUGAGGUGGCUCAAAGGAACUAUACCAUCUUGAGCAGGGAGAAGGAAGUACAUAACCUGUCGGGGGCGCUCAAACUCUUCUUCAGGGAGCUCAAGGAACCCCUCAUUCCCUUUGCCAACUACCAGGACUUCAUUCAAGCAACAGGUUCUGAGUACCGAAAAAAGAAUCAACAGGUUGAAAAGUUAACGAAAGCAGUGCGGCAGCUUCCUGUGGAGAACUACGAUACCAUGAAAGUCUUGUUGCAGCAUUUGUUAAGAGUGAGCGAAUAUGAGAGCGAGAAUCGGAUGAGUAUAUCGAACUUGGCCAUUGUGUUCGGUCCAUGCCUACUCUGGCCGAAAAUCACCAAUGCUCAAGACCUCAUGACAGAUGUGAUGCUUCAUAAUCGCGUUAUCGAAGGACUUUUAUUAGAUUACCAAAAGAUAUUUUCUUCCAAAAGAUGAGAAACGGAGCGGAGAAGCCAUGAAUCACUCUUAGGUGCUAUUUUCUCUCCGUUGUUUUCUGCUCUUACCCCCCCCCCCCCAACCCCUUGGCUUUUGACUGGAAUGACCAAAUUAUUAGAAUACACGCAUUUUCAUCCACUCGCUAAAAGGAAUGUGGUGUGCGACAGAUCCAUUUCAAAAGACAACUGUACUCUAUGAUAUGCUUAGUCUGCUUUCUUAUAUAUACAUAUAUAUAUAUAUAUAUUGUACAUAAAAUCACUGUAAUUGUAAAUGUCCCGCUAUAAAACGUCAGCCCCUGCGUCCGUGUUGGGAUAUGGGACCGACUUUGGCUUCGUUCUUGGAUCCCCGUCAGAGGUAGUCACUUUGGGACCAUGUAUUUGAAUAUGGAAUUCAUGAUAUUUUGUAUGUACAUUUUCAUCUUAUUACACUGGUUACCACUUUCUGUAUAUGAUA